This is a messenger RNA of Quercus lobata, 927 nucleotides long. RefSeq lists its product as uncharacterized. Lineage: Eukaryota; Viridiplantae; Streptophyta; Magnoliopsida; Fagales; Fagaceae. The coding region runs from base 171 to 605 and encodes 144 amino acids. The transcript is spliced from 7 exons. The record is from RefSeq and is a predicted model, not a curated record.
CCGCCCGGUGUCUGUGUGACUAUAUAUUGAGGGAGGCAGGGUAAAAUUUGGGGUUUGCCUUUAUGUAAUGUAAUUAGUUUUGUUAUUGCAGUAUUUUUUUUGAGACUAUAAAAGAAUUACGAAUUACAGAAAAAACCCGCCUCAGAUUCGGUGUUGUUGCACGAGGAGCCAUGUCUUGUUCUAAAGGAAAUUCUUCCAAACUUACUAGAAACGCUUUAAUUAUGGUUAUUUUGGGUAAAUUCACGACGGCCAUAUCGGGACGGGGACCAGGCUCAAGCACUAUGUGCGCGAUUUUACACGAAUUGUAUGAUGAGUGCAGAAAUAGUACUUAUAAUGACUACUGUGAUGUAUGCUUUGAAGGCUAUGAAGAAUGCCGUGAUUUUAAGAGGGACCCAAAACAUCAACCCUUGGCUGAAUUACGGAAGGAGUGGGAAAAAUCUUUCAAUGAUCAAGGUUUUGCCGAUACGUUCGAUUACAUGAAGUAUUUACAUGAGCAAGACCCUGAGAUGUGCAGGAUAAUUUAUAAGUCAUACAAAGAGUGCAUUAGCAAAGGUUAUGAUAAUUGUGAGAGAUACCGCGAGUACAAGUGUCCCCAAUUCAAAUAGCCUUUUAACUGUGGUAGUGUUGUUCACUACAUGAAUGUUAGCAGAAGAUUGAAAUCUAUAAAUUAUGCCAUUGCUUAGAGAUAUUGUAAGCAAUUAUCUAGUUAGAACAAUGCUUCAUCUUCAGUUACUUUUUUUGUAAAAAAUUUGGUUGAACGUAUUUUUAAAUGUUUAGUCUUGUACUUCGCUGUUUAACUUACAAAUUUACAAUAGUUAGAAUUAGGGCGUUUACAUUGAUAGUGGUAUUUGAGCAAACAGGUUAUUUUACCACUCUCAAAAAGCCGAAAAGCAUGCUCUAUUAAGUGAUGGAUGUAUGAUAUCAGAU